AAUCAAGUAGAGGGAAUACUCGCCCAAAGAAAGAGGACGGACACGGGACCGUCCAGGGCGCAAAAAAGAGAAGAAAAGUUCGAUGAAACCGACUUAAAAACAACAGGAUCAACCCAAGGAAAGGGAACAGACACUGAAAACAAAGAGGAAACGCGCCAAACCAAGAGGCCACACGGCCCGGACAGCGCGUCGAACUCUGAUUCAGAGGAAGACGGGUUGGUACUUGUUGAAAAGGCUAGACCUAUCAAAAAAACUAGAAAACGACAGGCCCAAGAAAAAGCCGUAAAAAUCGUCAAACAAGAGGCAGAAAAACAAGCCACCAAAAAUAUGAAAACUGAAAACACACCUCAGAUGAAUAACAUAGAGAGGCAAAACACAGAAAAAGGGGAAUCAUCCCCAAAAGUGACAAGUGGACCACCGAUGUAA
This is a messenger RNA of Leptinotarsa decemlineata (Colorado potato beetle), 426 nucleotides long. RefSeq lists its product as uncharacterized. Lineage: Eukaryota; Metazoa; Arthropoda; Insecta; Coleoptera; Chrysomelidae. The record is from RefSeq and is a predicted model, not a curated record.